Messenger RNA from Alosa alosa (allis shad), 2451 nucleotides. It is a transcript of the gene tdp1, whose product is annotated as tyrosyl-DNA phosphodiesterase 1. Bases 158 to 2143 code for a protein of 661 amino acids. NCBI's taxonomy places the organism in Eukaryota, Metazoa, Chordata, Actinopteri, Clupeiformes, Clupeidae. Gene Ontology annotation, biological process: single strand break repair; double-strand break repair. Gene Ontology annotation, molecular function: double-stranded DNA binding; 3'-tyrosyl-DNA phosphodiesterase activity; single-stranded DNA binding. Gene Ontology annotation, cellular component: nucleus. The transcript is spliced from 16 exons. The record is from RefSeq and is a predicted model, not a curated record.
AGAAACAUAACAAAGUAGCCUUUGAACACAUGCCACACACAUGAGCAUUGUGUUCGACUGAAACAAAUUGCAAGCUUAUAUCUAAGAUUAAUUGUAUUCUUGCGAAUCUUUUUCUGGCUUGAAUAAUGAUGAAUGCACAUAGCUAUCGCUAUCUUUCAUGAGCAUUGUCCUGCAUGUGAAGGUGAAGGUGCAUACUUUUCCUAGCCUUCUACUAGAAACUCAGUAUUCCCGCCGCCAAAAGAUGUCUCAGCAGAGUGCACAUGGCAGGUGGACUGUUUCCAGUAGUGAUGAUGACGAUGAUGUACCUCCCCGCUCAAGCAACAUCAAGACAGAAAGAGUGGAAACGCCUGAACAAGACACAAUAAAGACUGAACCUGUGACAAGGAAGAUUGCUUGUGUCUUCCAUUCAAACACAGACACGCCUGAUGUCAAAUCUGUACCGUCCUUGGCGGUGAAGAAGGAACCGAAACCCUCAGCCCUGGUCAUGGGCUCGGAGGCUCGGCAGACUGCUCAUGCCAACCAGCAGCAGCCGGUGAAGUACGAGAACAACAACCCCUCGCCUGCCGUCAAGAGGAAGAGGGAGACGGAGGAGGCUGGCUGGGCCUUGUCAAGCAGCGAUGACGACAAUGACAACAACCACAAGGACAGGGUCAUCCCGUCUGGACAGAAGAUACAGCCCAAAACACAGUCCAGCCCCAAACGGGUGAAGAAGGAGGUCGCUAGGCCUCCCAGCCCCCACGGUCGUAUGUACUACAUCGACGAGCCUGCGGACUACUUCGAGACCAGCAUCAAUGAGGAGGCGGAGACGUACCGCUUCUAUCUGAACAAAGUGGUGGGGCUGGACAAGAAGUACAACACUGGAGCCAUCCACAUCAGAGAAAUUCUCUCCCCCAUGUUUGGAACUCUUAAAGAAUCUGUGCAGUUCAACUACUGCUUUGAUAUCCCCUGGAUGGUGGAACAGUACCCUCCGGAAUUCAGGGAUAAGCCCGUCUUGAUUGUUCAUGGCGAGAAGCGCGAGUCCAAAGCCCGUUUAAUCCAGCAGGCACAGCCGUAUGCCCACGUCCGCUUCUGCCAGGCUAAACUGGAUAUUGCCUUUGGCACACACCACACGAAGAUGAUGCUGCUCUGGUAUGUGGAAGGGUUCCGGGUAGUCAUCCUGACCUCUAACAUGAUCCGAGCCGACUGGUACCAGAAGACUCAGGGGAUGUGGAUAAGCCCUCUGUACCCCGUCUUGCCCGAGGGAAGGCCCGAGACUGCAGGGGAGUCCCCGACGUUCUUCAAGAGGGACUUGAUUGAGUAUCUGCAGGCCUACAGGGCCCCGGAGCUGAGCGAGUGGAUCCAACGCAUCAGAGAACAUGACCUCUCAGACACCAGUGUAUACCUGAUUGGCUCAACCCCUGGGCGUUAUGUGGGAGCUGAUAUGGAGAAGUGGGGCCACCUCCGCCUUAGGAAGCUGCUGCGUGAGCACACAAAGCCAGUGCCUAACGAGGAGGCCUGGCCCGUGAUUGGCCAGUUCUCCAGCAUCGGCUCCAUGGGAUUGGAUAAGACCAAGUGGCUAGCCGCAGAGUUCCAGCGCACGUUAACUACACUCGGCAAAGGAGGGAAAUCAGUCGGUCCAGAACCACAAAUGCUACUGGUGUACCCCUCAGUGGACAACGUGAGGACAAGUCUAGAGGGAUACCCAGCUGGAGGCUCCCUGCCCUACAGCAUCCAAACAGCCCAACGGCAGCUUUGGCUUCACUCCUACUUCCAUCGCUGGGGGGCAGAGACAACAGGGCGAAGUCAUGCGAUGCCCCACAUCAAGACCUACAUGAGGGUAUCCCCAGACUUCACACAGCUCGCCUGGUUCCUCGUCACAAGUUCCAACCUGUCCAAAGCAGCCUGGGGCGGCCUGGAGAAGAACAACACGCAGGUGAUGGUGCGCUCCUAUGAGCUAGGAGUGCUCUUCCUGCCCUCCGCCUUCAACUUGAGCACGUUCCGCGUGCAGAAGAACGUGUUCCCAGCUGAUGAAGGUUCCUCGGGGUUCCCAGUGCCUUUUGACCUGCCACCCCAACGUUACUCCAGCAAAGAUCAGCCUUGGAUCUGGAACAUUCCGUACACCCAAUCUCCAGACACCCACGGCAACGUAUGGGUUCCGUCCUGAAGUAGCCCUGCCAUGGUAGUGCCCCCUGUGGCUGGAGGACGACACUGCAGCGUCCAGAGACACAGAGGGACGUCUGUCAGACUCUGCUGUCAGUCAGCUGAUCCUGUCUAUCUGUGCAACAGGCGUUAAAUCCUCACUGGUGACUGUCUAUGAAAGUACAAGAAUCUGUCGGACAAAUAAAGUGAAGAGUUGGUGAUUAAUGUAGUUAUGCAAUUAAUAGAAGAAUCGUUAGGAAGUAUCACAUGCCUGUCUCAAAAGUUUGUUAUCCUUUUUCCAUGUUGCCACUAAUAAACCUUGUUUGUAACACA